CCACCGGCUUGGAUUAUUUGAUCAAGCAUUUUAGCCUGGCUGCAAGACACCUUUCAUGGCAGUCGCGUGGUCCCACUAGCCACGGCCGGGAACUGACAUGUAAUUAGCGCAUUAUCUGCCUUUAUUAGCCAGAUGUCUUCAUACUGAUCCCACAGUUCGAUUGAGGAUAUAGGCUACUUGACUACUAUGCCGGCGAAGAAACACCGCGUCGCGAGGCUCUGUUCAUAAUUUGCUCACUGGUUCAUUGAUACUGGUACCACAUCGACUGAUUUUACGUCUAUUUCGGUGAAAAACAGACUCAUAUCUGAAAUUGAGGUUAAGAGUUGUUCAGGGAAAUAGGCGCGAUGGCCAAUGCCUCCACAGACCUGGACAACGCGGAGGCCCAGCGCCAGCUCAACAACAACAAUACCCGUCUGGCCAGCAGCUCGGGACACUGGGAAACCGAGGUCACCAGCUCCAAACUGUUUGAGUGUUCCCGCAUCAAGGCCUUGGCAGAAGAGAGAGAUGCUGUCCAGAAGAAGACCUUCACUAAGUGGGUGAACUCCCACCUGGCCAGAGUGUCCUGUCGGAUUGCUGACCUCUACAACGACCUCCGGGACGGCUACAUGCUCACAAGGCUGCUGGAGGUCCUGUCUGGGGAGAUGCUGCCGAGGCCCACGCGGGGUCGCAUGCGGAUCCACUGCCUGGAGAACGUGGACAAGGCCCUGCAGUUCCUCAAGGAGCAGAGGGUCCACCUGGAGAACGUCGGCUCUCACGACAUCGUCGACGGCAACCACCGCCUCACCCUUGGCCUCAUCUGGACCAUCAUCCUUCGCUUCCAGAUCCAGGGGAUUAAGAUCGAGUGUGACGACAACAGGGAGACGCGAUCGGCAAAGGAUGCCCUACUACUCUGGUGCCAGAUGAAAACCGCUGGGUACUCUGAGGUCAACAUCCAGAACUUCACCACAUGCUGGAGAGAUGGUCUCGCCUUCAACGCUCUCAUUCACCGACACAGGCCUGAUUUGAUUGAGUUCCAUAAGCUGAUCCGGUCCAAUGCCACACACAACCUCCAGCAAGCCUUCAACAUUGCUGAGCAGAACCUAGGGCUCACCAAACUCCUGGACCCUGAAGACGUGAAUACGGAGAACCCAGAUGAGAAGUCGAUAAUAACCUAUGUUGUGUCCUACUACCAUUACUUCUCCAAGAUGAAAGCCCUUCGAGUAGAGGGCAAGAGAGUGGGAAAGGUGUUGGACAAUGCCAUUGACGGUCAGAAGAUGAUCGAUCGAUAUGAGGCUCUGGCCUCGGAGCUCCUGGAGUGGAUCGAGAAGACCAUAGGCAUCAUCAGCAACCAGAAGUUUGCCAACUCCUUAACGGGUGUCCAGCAGCAGCUUCAAGCCUUCACCACCUACUGCACCAUCGAGAAGCCCAUCAAGUUCCAGGAGAAGGGGAACCUGGAGGUGCUCCUCUUUACUAUCCAAAGCAAGCUCAGAGCUAACAACCAGAAACCAUACGUGCCUCAUGAAGGGAAACUCAUCUCUGAUAUUAAUAAGGCGUGGGAGAGGCUGGAGAAGGCGGAGCACGAGAGAGGCGUGGCACUACGGCAGGAGCUGAUUCGCCAGGAGAAGCUGGAGUUGCUGGCCCAGCGGUUUGACCACAAGACCACCAUGAGACAGGCGUGGCUCAACGAGAACCAGCGCCUCGUGUCUCAGGAUAACUUUGGCUACGACCUGCCAGCGGUGGAGGCCGCCAUGAAGAAGCACGAGGCCAUUGAGGCAGACAUCUCGUCGUACGAGGAGCGCAUCGGGGUGGUGGUGGAGCUGGCCGGGGAGAUGGAGACGGAGGGCUACUACGACAUCCGGCGCAUCUCGGCCCGCAAGGAGAACAUCCUGGGCCAGUGGAGCCUGCUGAAGGAGCUGGUGGUGGGGAGGAAGGCCCGGUUGGAGAAGAACCUGGCCCUGCAGAAGACCUUCCAGGACAUGGUCUACAUGAUCGACUGGAUGGAGGACAUGCAGGUCCAGCUCCUUUCCAAAGACUUCGGCAAGCAUCUGCUGGAGGUGGACGACCUGCUGCAGAAACACAGCCUCCAGGAAGCUGACAUCACAGUGCAGGCAGAGAGGGUGCAGACCCUUAACACAGCCGCUCUCAAAUUCACCACCAUUGAAGGCUACCAGCCCUGUGACCCCCAGGUGAUCUGCAACCGGGUCAACCAUGUCAGCACCUGCCUGGAGGAGCUCAAGCAGCUGGCGGCCAAGCGGCGCUCGGAGCUGGAGGAGUCUCAGCACCUCUGGGCCUUCUUCCAGGAGGUGGAGGAGUCUGAGGCCUGGAUCCGUGAGAAGAGCUCCAUCCUGGCCGCCCAGACCUGCGGCAAGGACCUGAGCAGCGUGCUGCGGCUGCUCCAGAAACACAAGACCCUGGCUGGGGAGCUGCUGGCCCACCGCUCCCUCCUCCAACAGAUCAUGAAGAAGGGCAAGCAGAUCCUGAUGGAGAAGAGUUUUGGCACGGGCGGCAUCCAGGAGCGCAUCAUGGAGGUGAAAGGGGAGUGGAAGAGGCUGGAGGACCAGGCGGCGCAGAGACUGGGCCACCUGCAGGAGGCACUCAACUUCUUCCAGUUCAGCACGGAGACGGACGACUUGUUGGCAUGGCUGCAGGACGCCUACCGCCUGGUUUCCAGUGAGGACUUUGGCCACGACGAGUACUCCACCCAGUCACUGCUCAAGAAGCACCGGGGUGUGCGCGAGGCCGUGGACAAGCACCGGCUGCAUGUAGUAACUCUGCGCAAACACAUGGUGGCGCUGCCACUGCACUACCGGGAGCUGGACGAGGUGCAGUCAAGAAUGGGCGAGGCGGAGCAGCUGUACGCCGAGGUGGCCGAGGUGGCCGUCCUGAGGCAGCAGUGGUUGCACGACGCGCUGGCUGUCUACCUCAUGUUCAGCGAGGUCAACGCCUGCGAGGUGUGGAUCGACGAGAAGGAGCAGUGGCUCAACAAGAUGGAGGUUCCAGAGAGGCUGGAGGACGUGGAGGUCAUAGCCCACAGGUUUGAGAGCCUGGACCAGGAGAUGAACAGCCUGAUGGGAAGGAUCCUGGACGUGAACCAGAUAGUGCAGCAGCUCCUGGACAGUGGUCACCCCAGCUCUACAGAGGUUAGAGGCUGUCAGGACCACCUCAACAGCAGAUGGAACCGCAUCGUGGAGAUGGUGGAGCAGAAGAAGGACCACCUGGACUCUGUCCUCCGUCUCCAGAACUACCUGCUGGAGUGUGCUGAGAUCAAGUCCCAGAUCCAGGAGAAGCGCAAGGCCAUCGACGAUCAGUACGUGGGGAGUGACCUGGGUGGGGUGCUGGCCCUGCAGCGCCGACUCUCCACCAUGGAGGGGGCCCUGGCCGUGCUGGAGCCCAAGCUGCUUCACCUGCAGCAGGAGGCAGAGGAGCUGGCUAUCUCGCACCCGGCCAAGGCCAUGGAGGUCCUGGAGCCCUUCGAGGGCAUCAGUGUGGAGUGGGAGGAGCUGAAGCGCACGCUGCAGGGCUGCGAGGACUCUCUGAUGGUGGCGGGGCGGCUGCAGCAGUUCAUCCAGGACCUGGACUCCUUCCUGACGUGGCUGGUGCAGACGCAGACGGCGGCAGCUAGCGACGAGCUGCCCAACGCGCUAGAGGAGGCCGAGAGGCUGAUCAACCGCCACGCGGCCCUGAAGGAGGAGAUCGGGAGGUACGAGGAGGACUACGAGCGACUGCAGGCGGUCAACGAGCUGCUGGAGGCCGAGGAGGCGCCGCUGCCAUAUGCGGCGCUGCAGCAGUGGCUCCAGAAGCUGGAUGUGGGCUGGAACAAGCUGCUGGAGAUGUGGGAGAGCCGGAGGGAGGUGCUCGUGCAGGCGCACAUCUUCCACCUCUUCCUGAGGGACGUCAAGCAGGCCGAGGCCUUCCUCAACAACCAGGAGUCAGCCUUGGCUCACGUUGAGCUCCCCACCACGGUGGAGACAGUGGAGGCUGCCAUCAAGAAGCACAAGGACUUUACCACCACCAUGGAGCUCAACCUGCAUCGCAUCAAGGCUGUCAUCGAGGCCGGAGAGAGCCUCAUUAGCCAGAGCAACAUCUACUCGGACCGCAUCAGGGAGCGUGUGGACACCCUCGCUAACAGAGGCAACCAGAACCGGGAAUUGGCCCAACAGUGGCUGGAGAGGCUCAACGGCCAGUGGGGGCUCCAGAGGUUACUACAGGACUGCCACGAGCUUGGAGACUGGGUGGCAGAGAAGAUGCUCAUGGCUCGUGACACGUCCCGCGAUGAGACGCAGAAGCUGCACAAGAAGUGGCUGAAGCACCAGGCUUUCAUGGCCGAGCUGGCCCAGAACAAGGAGUGGCUGGAGAAGAUCGAGAGGGAGGGCCAGCAGUUGAUCCAGGAGAAGCCCGAGCUGGGCCCGGUGGUGCGGAGGAAGCUGGGGGAGAUCCGGGAGUGUUGGCAGGAUCUGGAGAGCACCACCCAGGCCAAGGCCCGCCAGCUGUUUGAAGCCAACCGGGCCGACCUGCUGGUGCAGAGCUACACCAGCCUGGACCAUCGGCUGCACCAGCUGGAGGGACAACUGGGCUACGUGGACCAGGGUCAGGACCUGACUAGCGUCAACAAGCAUCUCAAGAAGCUCCAGGUCUCUUCCUCUUCCUCAUAUGCCGGGGUGGCGAUGAGCCGCAGCACCUUGCAGCUACUGACACGAGAGCACUCUAGAUCCUGCACGGAGAAGUUCACAGAGUUUGCGACGGAGACGGGCAGCGUUGGUCAGGGGCGUGUGACGGCGGUUAACCAGAUGGUGGACGAGCUGAUCGAACUACGGCCACGCACCGACGACCGACGCGGGCAUGAGGGACGUCCGGCAAGUGACGGCGUGAACGAGGCCUUGGGCCGACCUCCUGGAGCUCAUGGAGACCCGGGCACAGAUGCUGGCCGCCUCGCACCAGCUCCAAAAGUCUUGGCCCAAAUCGAUGAUAAGCAGCGGAGCUGCCGCGGGUGCGGGCACGCCGGGUGGCACUGCCAACACCACACCCUGCAGAGGCUCAUGCAGAGCUUCGAGCACGACAUCCAGCUGCUCGUCACUCAGGUGAGCUCCAGGAGAGUGCGGGUAGCUCCGGACCAUCUACGCCGGGCAGAGGCUGAGGCCAUCGCCGGCCGGGAACAGGAAGUGAUGCAUUGCUGGAGGCUCUUGACUUCCUGCGAGGAGUGCCGAGUGCAGAUCACCACGGCAACAGACAAGCUGCGGUUCUUCGGGGUGGUGCGAGACCAGAUCAUGUGGAUGGACAGCAUCAUCUCUCAGAUCGGCACAGGGGACAAUCCAAGGGAUGUGUCCUCAGUGGAGGUACUGAUGAACUACCACCAGAGCUUGAAGAGCGAGGUGGAGGCGCGCAGUAAGAGUGUGCUGCAGUGCAUCGAGAUGGGCAAGACGCUGCUGGCCGCGCGCAACCCUGCUGCUGAGGAGAUCAAGGAGAAGCUGGAUAMGGUGGUGGCCAAGCAGUACGAGCUGUCUGAGAAAUGGGACAAACACUGGGAGGUCCUACAGCACAUGCUGGAGGUGCACCAGUUUGCGCAGGAAGCGGUGGUGGCUGAGGCCUGGCUCACGGCCCAGGAGCCCUUCAUCAACAGCAUGGAGCUGGGCGCCAGCGUGGACGAGGUGGAGCAGCUCAUCCGCCGCCACGAGGCCUUCCGCAAGGCCGCCGCCACCUGGGAGGAGCGCUUCAGCUCGCUACGACGCCUCACCACGGUGGAGAAGAUGAAAGCAGAGCAGAGUAAGCUCCCUCCCACCCCCCUGUUGGGUCGAAAGGUGUUCCUGGACCCCCAGGAGAYGUCCCCUGCCCGGAGCCAGGGCUCCCCCCUGAUGAGACGGAUCAUUUACGAGCAGGCCGAGCACAGAGCUGAAAGGCCCUCCCAGGAACCCUUGCCCUCCUCCGUGGCCCGCCGCUUGGGAUCCACCGUGGCCAACUACACCCCCAUCAUGAACGGCUCUAGUGGCUACCGCAGCAGCCUGGAGGCCUGGGCCAUCCCCGGGAUGGGGGGAGUGGUUGGAGGUGUAGUGGGGGUGGCAGCCGGCCUGGGAACAACCGCCAUGGAGGCCAGAGGGGUAGCAACAAAUUUAGGGACCACAACCGCCAUGGAGGUCCGAGGGGUGGCAACAGGGUUGGGGACUGCCGCCUCGGAAGCCAGGGGGUUGGCAGUAGGAUUGGUCACCCCCGCGGUCGAGGCCAAAGGGAUAGCUGCAACCUUGGUGACUGGUGCAGCCGCAGCAGUGGAGGUGAAAGCCUCACAGUACCUCCGGCAGCCUAAGAUCAAACACAUGGACGACAUGGUGACGCCCAUGCUGGUGGCCUGUAGGCUGGAGAAGGUGAGAGAGAAAGAGGUGAGGGAGAAGGAGGCGAGAGAGAGGGAGCAGAGAGAGAGGGAGAGAGAUAUUGUGUUAAUGGAACCAGCGCCGGUCAUGCCGGUGAUGGCCGAGGUGGUGCUCCAGGAGAUGGGGAGGGAGGGGAUGGGCAGGGAGAGGCUGAAUAGCGAGCCCAGCAGCAGAGACCACCGGGCGGGGAGCAGCCGGUCGGAGCCCCAGCAGAGAGACAGGGACAGAGACAGUAGGGACAGUAGGGACAGUCACAGGGAAGCCAGGCUGGAGCGCCAGCACUCCAGUGAGGUGCUGAUGAUCCAGGCGCGGCGGGAUGAGCUGCCCCAGGAGGUGUGGCGGGAACGGGCCGAGCGCAAAGAGAGGAAGAAGGCAGACGUCCAGCGAGCAGGAGGGCACGGACACGAGGGCCGGAGGAAAGACCGCACCGGACGGAGAGACAGGAGUCCAGUGAACACGACACAGCCAAGGAGCAGUCAGACAGACGUUCUACUGGAGCAGCUAAAAGAGAGAGAGGCAGCAACGGCCCGAGGGGAGGUCUCUAAAGUGCCGAACGGCGUGCCAGAGAWGUCUUCCGGACGUCCAGACCGGCCGCGAGCACGGGACCGCCCUAAGCCCCGGCGGAGACCCAGGCCCAAGGACCACUCUGCAGGAGAGGCCACCACCCGGCGGUCACGCUCGGCGCCAGAGCCAGGGAUGGCCCAGAGUGUGAGCCCCUCAGUCCCCCAGCCGCCCAGCCACACAGCCCACCACGAGGGCUUCCUCUUCCGCAAGCUGGACAUCGAGACCAUGAGGAAGAGCUCUAACAGCAGAUCCUGGGUCAACCUGUACUGUGUGCUGAACAAAGGAGAGAUAGGCUUCUAUAAGGACGCUAAGAACACCACCACACCUUACAACAACGAGCACAUGCUCAACCUCGGCCACUGCCACUGCGACGUCACCCUUGGAUACAAGAAGAAGAAAAACGUCUUUACACUUAAAACGAAAGACGGAAGUGAAUUUCUGUUCCAUGCAAAGGAUGAGUCACAGGACGAUCUAAAGGCCUGGACCACCAACAUCAACAAGAGCAUCGCAGAGCAUGAGGAGAUUGCCAAAUGGGGUCAGCCCCAGCCUACUACCUCAUCCACGGACGAGGGCACGCGCCGCGACGGCAGCAAGGCCGAUAACAAGUCAGAACGGGGAGAAAAGUCUGACCGGGGGGAAAGGCCGCAGAGAGCCGAGCGCUCUGAGAGGUCGGAUAAGGGUGAGACCAAAUCGGACACCAAGCGUUCAGAAAAGUCCAGCAAGAAGAAAUGAGUUUGAUGUUGUGCGGUGGGUGGGGGAAAGGGAGAGGGGUAUAAAAGACUUCCAAUCAAGACCCAACCCUUUCCUCUCAUCUGUCUGCUUCAGUUCUGUUUAGUGUCGAAAAAGACAGGAAAAUCACCCUGGUGAACUGACAUGAGGGAUUUGAAGCACGAAUAUCAGUGUACCCCUCCUCGUUGCCCUCUCUCUUCAUCUCUGUUGCUCUAAGGGUGUCAGACCUGGUCACUAACACUUAUUGCCUGGCUCGUUCCACCUCUGCCCUCUGGUGGUGAUACCGGUGCACUGCAGAAAGCAGAUGAUCCUCCUAGUCAGGGCAGCAAUGUGAGAGAGAUGGACACUCAUGUAACAAGAGGGUUGUCACUGGUAGUAUGAAAAAGUAGCUCAUAACGUUUUACGUUUAUUUUUUGUAAGAGAUGAGCUGUAUCUGUAUGCAACUCUUGUCUGUCUAUUUAUGUAUUGUAUGUCUAGAACAUCCAAUUGUAUACUCCCAAACAAAAGAGAAUGAAAUAUGCCUAAAUGUUUUUCACAACUGGCCUCUUUUUGGAGAACAAUUAUUUUCUGUUUCCUUUUUUGUAUUUCUGCUCGUUCACUCUGCCAUCAUUCUUUUCUGGACUCUCUUUUCUCACUUUGACUUUCUUCAGUACAAAACUGUAAUAUCAUCAAACUCAUCCAAAUUGAAUUUGUACAAUUCAACAUUGAGCCAGAGGAGAAAGCGAAGAGGCAGGUAACAUCAGCCUUCACAAAGCUUGUUCUGGCUUUUGAAUGGAUGACCUGGAACCUUUACCCGGAGGCUGGCCCCCACGGCCAUACUCAGCUAUGCCUUCAUCUGGGGCCCCCGAGAGGCCCCCAGGGACCCAGCAGCCAUAGCCACCCAGCACCAGAGGGAUAGGACUGGAAGCCAUCUCGCAAGACCAAACCUCCCCCUUUCUUCUCAAAGACUAUCAGAUGGUGGUAAUCGCAUUCCACAUACCCAGUCAACAUUAUUUUUGUCCAUUCAGAAAAUAUCACAAUGCUUUUUAUAGACAGUCAAAGAGAAAUUAAGUUGUGUGUGUCUGAGCAUGUGUGUGCGGGUGUGUGUGUGUGUCUGUUCAGCUGCUCACCACUCCCAGGGUUUUCAUAGCUCAGGUUUUUUCGUUCACAUCUGCGUCCUCAGUUCUCCCUCAGUCUUCCAGGCACUGCCGUUCCACAGGCCAGGCUUCUAACAGCUCAACUAACCACAGGAGUUGAUGAGGACACAGCAAGGAUCUAAGUUCAGGGGCCACACAGAAGUGAUAUGGUGCCGAUUGGUCACUCCAAGGCCUCAGGAGUGCAAGUCGAUGUCAGAUGGAUGUAAACAAAAGCUUCUGGAUGAAUGAAUCACAUGCAUGUCUUGCUUGGGAUAUAAAUCUCUUGUUGAGAGGCUUUGCAUAGCAGUCCGAUCCUAUGUUCCUCUCACAGUAUGUAGCGAUCAGCAACGAUGUUCACUUUGUCCCUCUCCAUGCAUCAUACAAUACAAUUAUCUGUUUUGUCUUAGCACUGCAAAGCCAUAUUUGGUAACGGGAAGUCUCACAUUAUGGAAGCUAGUGGACAAAUCCUUUGCCUGUUCCUUACAUCAGAGAUUUGUACAGAAGUGAGGAGUGACGGAGACGAGAUAGUACAGUGCAAAUAUCAUGAAAUCUUUCCUGAGUAGCUUUUUCUACCUUGUUUUUUAAACACAUUUUAUGCAUCUAUAUAGGCGUUGAAUGCCAAACCAAUGCAAUCCACAACAAGGCAAGGAUCAGCAGAACUUAUUUUUGAAUGAACAUAACUAUCACAUGGAAUGUGAAAUACAGUACAAUACAUGACAUAGGACACACUCAGAUAGGGCACUGUGGACAUCUGUGAGAUUCUGUGGUGAAUUUUGAGAUUUGUAUGACACACUACUGAGAGGCAUACAGUACAAUUAGCAUAGUGUAGUGGGAGGAUACUAGCAAUAAACUGCUAGUCUGCCAAAUUCUUGCAUUCAGGAGUUUCACUGUGCAGUAUUCACUACUAUCUAUUGUUUAGAGUAGACUUAUCUUGCCUGGGCAGCUCAUAUGGAGGAUGUCUCAUUCCAAAAACAAUAUGCUCAAUAAAAACGAGUUGGUUUCAAAUUGAUGUACGCAACUGUCUUAACACUAAUUUGGAUGUGUCCGAAUGGUAACUUUGUUUGGAAAUGUUGCUUACCAUUGCAUUCUCUGUGUACUGCUGUCACAGAUAUCCUAUUUGUAUACCAUAGUCUCACUCUAAACAGAUUGUAUACAGUCAAAGUAUUAUGGUGGCUUAGGGAGGUUGCCAGGAACUUAUUGUUGAUGCGAAAAGAGAAUUUAUAUGCAACUUUUCCUUUGCACUAAAACACUCCCCCAUUGCACAGUGCUAUUGCUUGAGGAGCAGUGGUGCUUAAGGGUCGGAGAGGGAAAUGUGUUUAUUUCAUUACAGGAGAAUGUUUGAAUUAUCUUCAUGAAUGAACAUUAAGUACACUAGCCUGAAAAGUCUGAGAGUAUCAUGUUCAACCAUGAUAUGAGAUUUCACACUGCAGUUUUUCAUGCUCGUCUUGCUUGCUACACUUUACUAACAGCUGGAAUUCCAGCUACAAUGCAUGAAGUACGAGUUUCGAAAAGACAUCACAUCCUAAAACCAAACAGGCCUAUACAAUUAUUCAUGCUAUCUGGAUAAAUUACCAGUAGUCAUUUUCCAAAUGUGGGCCAGCACGUCUGUUGUCAUGGCCAAGGGCCCGAUCCAUGUUAUCCUGUACUUUUCUGUUUCACAGAGGGCAAUUUGAGCUUAUAGACUUUCAAAUGACAAACCAGCUGGAUGUUGUUAAUGACUAGAAAGCACAAUUUUAUAACCUACAGUUGAUACACACAAGCAUUAACAUGUCAUAGGGAGACUUGUGAGAGGAAUCCCAUUAUUGAUACAAUGCUUCUGUAUUAGCUGUGCACUCAUGAUGUUUCAGUUAUGUUAGAACAUCAUUGCGUAACUGGGCAUCUGUAAUGUGUGAUGUGCGUUAAGUCCUGGAGUGCUUCCUUCAUGAAAGCAUUCACACCGCAACUGUUACAAAUCAAUAGUCUAAUGCCAUUAUAAACCAAAAUCCGUAUUUUCUAGAAUACGUUAUUUUUUUCAUUUCAGGGAAUAAUGAUUACGUUGCUGUUUUCAUCCAGGAUGUUCCAUUGUUAUUUGUUGACAAAGUCGAUGCUCAACACCUACUGUUCAUUUCCUGACCUUUGACCCUAGAGCACCACUGUUUUUUGGGAACUACUGAAUGGAUGUUUUGCAAAGUUCAACAGCUUGAUGACCUGUACAAUAUGUAAUUGCUUAAAGUAUUUUCUGUAAAGAAAGAAUUACAUGUUAGUUUUUUUUUUUUGCUGUGAAAGGGAGAAAAUGUUUUUUUGGGGGGGGGGUUUCAACAAAUUGAAAUAUCCAUGGGGCAAAUGGUUCAUUUGUACAACAUCAAUGGAAAACAUCACAAUAUCAGGACACAGAAGUUGCAUGAAUUACAUAGUCGCUAUUAUGAUACUGCUCUGCAUGUUUUGAAGUCUCAUCCCGUCGCUAUACAAUCACUGUACAAUAAUGGGGUGACACACUUACGUACAUGGAAAAGGUGAAUGAAUGAAUAAUAAUGUAUAAAACAGAUCCAACUUAAAACCA
Salvelinus sp. IW2-2015 is the source of this 11285-nucleotide messenger RNA. NCBI's taxonomy places the organism in Eukaryota, Metazoa, Chordata, Actinopteri, Salmoniformes, Salmonidae. The record is from RefSeq and is a predicted model, not a curated record.